Molecule: messenger RNA, 6345 nt
Organism: Fusarium verticillioides 7600
Lineage: Eukaryota; Fungi; Ascomycota; Sordariomycetes; Hypocreales; Nectriaceae
Exons: 4
Coding region: 12-6272 (2086 amino acids)
Molecular function (GO): protein binding
Source: RefSeq, a predicted model, not a curated record
ACGGCUCGAACAUGGCGGAGGCCAUCGGCUUGGCCGCUAGUAUCGCUGGCCUCGUGCAACUCACUGGAUCUGUCUUUAAACUGCUCACCAAGUUCUGCAAGGAAGCCAAAGAUGCACCGUCAAAAGCCCAAGACCUCGCCACCCAGACAAGAGAUCUUGCUGGAAUUUUCGAAAACCUGAGAUUACUGGCUUCGGCGUUGGAAGAGCGAGACUUCAAUCCAGCGCUCAAACCGCAACAUCUCGAGUCGUGUCAGAAGACAUUGAAUAAGAUUAGUAACAAGCUUGACAACGCGCUUUCUGACUUUGAUGGCGGCAAAUCAGCACGGCGUUUCGUUCGCAGGUUGAAAUGGCCCUUUUCACUGCAGGAGACAAAAGAUUUCGUCGCCGAGCUGGCCAAUCAUCGCGCCAAUCUUCAACUUGCUCUCGCUGCAGAUAGUAUGGACGCUUUGAUCAAGAGUCUGGCCAAGCAGGAUGAAAUUCAUAGCAUAAUCGAAAGAAGGAUCAGUUUUGAGACUCGAGUAGAGCUCAACAAGCGGCGCAAAGAGGUCAUGAACUUCUUCAUGCGUAUAAAACCUCAGGACUAUCUCGAUGUCAGUCGCGAGCUCCGGCAUGAAGCGACUGGGUCUUGGCUUACCAGCGACGAUUCAACCUUUGAAAGGUGGAAGAAUGGAUCAAACUCUCAAUUGUGGCUCAGCGGUAUCCCAGGCAGCGGAAAGACUGUUCUCUGUGGACUUGUCAUAGAGACUGUUCUUGAACAGAGCGAUGAUAUGACUGCAGUGUGUUUCGCGUUCUGCGACUACAAAAACCCGGACUCGUGUCUCCCCGAAAAUAUCCUGGCCGCACUUGCAGUCCAACUUGGUCUCCAAGGCGAGGAAGCCUUUGACCUUCUCGAUGAAUACUUCGACAUGCUCCAUCCCGAUGAUAAGCUCCCUACCAAACCAAGAUUAGACGACCUUAUGGAGCUCUUUGGAUCCAUGUCUGAAGCUUAUGAGAAAGUAUUUGUUAUCGUUGAUGGGCUAGACGAAUGCGGUGGUCAGGUAGCUCGUAUGACCUGGUCCUUGAAAGCUAUAGUAGAUGGAUCUGAGACUGUCAGCUCUGCCUUCUUUAGCCGAAAGGAAGAAGAGAUCCGUGAGCAACUCGCUGAGGGGUUUGAACACAUUGAGGUUUCAGCCCAUGUGAGGGAUUUGGAAGACUACACACUUGCAGAAGUCAGCAAGCGAAAGGUACUCAAAAGCAUCGAACGGACGAACCCGGAUCUCUAUAAGGAUAUACUUCACACUUUAGUGCACGGAGCUCAAGGAAUGUUUCGGUGGGUGGCUUGCCAGAUCGACCAUAUCUGCAACCUCCCCAAUAACAAAGCUCGAAAGAGAGCUUUAACCGAGCUUCCACCAACUCUGAACGAGACUUACGAUCGUGUUUUACAAAGGGUCAUGCAAUGUCCGCCUGAAACACAGACCUGUGUCAGAAGAGCUCUUCAAUGGACAGCACUGGGAUCACCCAAGAUGAACAUCGCCAGUUUAUGCGAAGCAGUCUCGUUCCAGCAAGACAUGGAUACAUUCGAAGCCGAUGAUAUCAUUGAGUCUGAGGUUAUAUCGCGUAAUUGCGGAUGUCUGCUACGAAAGUCUCUAGACGGAAACUACUUCGAGUUUGCCCACUUCACAGUCUUGGAAUACCUAGAACGGACUGAAGUCGGCGACUUUCGAUACUCCGAAGAGGAUGCUUACCGGUCAUUCGCGCAAACUUCGAUUAGUUACCUGUUGCUUCCACACUUCGAUCGGGUGCCGACUAUCAUUGAUACAGUCGAGGAAGCUUACGCCAAAGAAAGGAACCAAAGGCACCCUUUCUACAAGUUCGCCGCCUAUACUCCGCUGGGAAGGCAGAGAAGCACAGCUUCCUAUCCUAUCCACUUGAAAGUUAUGGAAGAAGAACCCGUUCUGGAACUUCUCAAGCAGCUCUUCGAUGUCCACAAGACUGGCAACUUUAGGGCAUGGGCUCAUGCGGUGUUAUCUGGCGGGCAGGCCGAGCUGUCGAUUAUACACCAACUGUCAAACGGCCCACUGCAUCUCGCGGUGUUUCUACUAAGUCCCAAGUUGUCCCAGUUCCUUAUUGACAGUGGUAUCGACGUGGAUGUGGUGCGAGGUAACGCCACUCCGCUCGCCAUGGCGAUCGCUCUGGAGGAAGGAGGUUCUCUUGGGGAAAGGAUGAAAGAUCACCGUGUGAUGGAACAAAUGACUCGUACCAUCAACGUUCUCUUGGAUAACGGCGCUGAUACUGCGUUUGUCAUCGAGGGCUAUAGUUGCAUGGCUCAUGCCAUUGACUCGUUGCCAGGUCAUUACCUUCUGCAGUUCAUUCGUCCAACGUCUGCCGUGCCAGAAGAUGCAGUUGCAGCUUUCUCAAAGUUUGAGUGCAAGGACAAAUCUGAUGACUUGGUACUCGAGGCUGUACUUCGUUUAGCUAUUGGGGAAGAAGCUUCCCCUCAGUGGAAACCAUUGGCACCCACGGCGUUGUCUUUUUCUCGUGCACGUGGCCUUACUUUACCGCAGAUGGCUCUCAGCCCUACAGCUUAUAGGUACAGUGACCUUGAGUAUCGACAAGCACUUGAGAUUGCUGCCAAGUUUGGACUAGUCGAUGAGCUGUCGACACUCAUGUCGGAUCCACGUUAUAGCAGCGCUACUACCAAGCCGAACGAUUUCGAGCUGUUGAGUGCCGCAGCUAGAAGCACAUCAGCCAACAGCGGCAAGAUAGUUGAAGUUCUUCUUCAGUCUGGUAUUGAUCCACAUAUUUGCAAUACCUUUGGACAGCAUUGUCUACAUAUCAGUUGUGAGUCGAACAAUGCAGAUGUAGCCUCAGUUCUUCUUUCUAGAGGGGUCCAUCCUGGAUCUAAAGACGACAAUGGCAAGACCUCAUGGCACGCGGCGUGCUAUAGCGGACACGAAAAGGUCAUGAGCCUACUCCAGAAACAGGAUGAAAAGACCACGGUGGAUCUCGCUACUUUAGAUAACGAUGGUCGAACACCCUUCUCGGCUGCCCUUCACAACGGUCAUACCAAGCUAGCACUCGAGUUAUUGGAGAUCCUACCAGCCGAGGCAAACUACUUUGCCUCAAAGAGCCCAAUAAUGGAGGAUGUAGCUGCCCUUGGUUCCUUGGAACUAUUGACUGCAUUGCGAGAUAAAGCAAUUACAGACUUGGAUGUCUCGAAUGUGGAAACGACACCUAUGCACCAUCUGAGCGCCACAUGCACUCCGGAUUUUGCUCGGAGCUUGGCCGAACUAUAUGAUCCAUUCCGUGCUGAUAGCUCAGGGAAAUUCCCGUUUCAAAUGUUCUUCGAGCGGUGGCUUCGUCACAACAUCCUUAUAAAGUUUGAUGAGACGGUACCCUUGGACCCCGAAAUGUUGAAGAUUCUCAUACCGAAGGACAAUGAAUUCUCAAGCGCUGGUAAAGUGACACAUGCUUGGCAACUUGUAUGUGCUGGCCUAGCGAUGGAGGAGAUCUGCUGUGAAGCUGAUGUCUUUGUCCCCAUGGAUUGUUACUAUUAUUUCUCCAGGGAUCUGACUACACUAUUCAACCACGGUGUUCUCUACUCGUAUGAGAGCAAAACGAAGAUAUCUGGUUUGGUUCCGCUGGUCGGAUCCCUGAAGGAUUGGACAAGAGAUCAUUUUUGCUCGACAUCUUUUGUCACUCUGCUAUCCCAAGUCGUGGACUCUUCAAAGAUCAGUACCUCGCUCGAGGCUGUCGACGAUAGCUACCGUUUCUUCAAGUUAGCUAUGUUAAGGGCCGGUCCAGAGGUUAUGCUUAAGCUCAUCGAUCUCGGUGCUAAUGUUCAUCGGCGGGUCCCUGAGGAUGUAUCAAGCAGCCCAACGUCACUAUUUGAGAUAGCUUGUGAAGAGGCAAGUAUUGAACCAUUCAAGGCCAUACUGGAGACUGUUCCUUCUCAAAGUAUUAGCGCCGUUGGCCUGACUGGCCAAAGCCCACUUGAGCUGGUUGUCAAAGGUUCAAGCCCAGAUAAGAUAUCUCUGAUCAAAGCACUAGACGAGAAGGGACUUGUUCGGUCGCCUACCGCUCCUGCAUCACCUUUGAUCAUUGAGGCUGCAAAGCAAAACGACCUACCGCUGGUAAAGUACUUAUCGGGCAUUGGGCACGACCCCUUCGCUGUUGAUACUUAUGGCUGGGGAAUAGCCCAGUGGGCUGCCAACAACCGUCAGUUUGAUAUACUCAAGUGGAUAGUCGAAAAGUCCUCUAGCCCAUCCCAGUGGCAACUUGCUCCGUCCUCCACCUAUACAAGCGCGAACGAAGCACAAACACAGAUAGUCGACAACGAAGUCAGUUUACUACACUUUGUGGCUGAUCUGCCGGACUUCCUGUCAUACUUCUUCGAGAACCAGUUCUUCGAUAUCAAUAUCACUACUUCUCACGGACGAACCGUGCUUCACUAUGCAUCGAUGAGAGGGUCUAUGGCUUGCUGUCUGAUGUUGUUAGAUCAGGGGAUCAAUAUUUCUGCUCAAGACAAAGAUGGUAAACUUGCAGUUGACUAUGCCCUUGAGACUGGUUUCAACGAUCUUGCCUCGUUUCUUCUAGAAUCAGGGUCUCCUCUUCCGCGAGGCCAGGUUGCACCUACAGGCGACAUGAUAAAGGACCUGACAUCUAAUGAAGGCCUACAGCUGGCCCGACGACGAGAAUUCGAAGGCGCCAUCAUGAAUGGCAAUCUUGAGCUGUGCAAAGCGGCCGUCAGCCAAAGAUGUUCGAUCAACCAGCCUUUACCAAGCUGUCACUCUUGUACUCCUAUCUUCACCGCUAUAAGAGCUCAGAAGCCCGCCGUCGUCAACUGGCUCCUCGACGAGGGUGCUAGCACAUACAGCUUCUUUUGUAAACGCCACCCGACACAAAGUUUAUUCACUCACGCUGUCACUGCCAUGGAGCCGUCACCCUAUAUUGAGAAAUUGCUUUCAACGGCUCUAAAGUCGCGAUCAAUCACGCGCGCAUAUCUUGUUGACGCCAUUUGCCAGAACAUCGGCAAGAGGAACUUGAAUGUACUGAAGCUCAUACUGGAUCAUUUUAGAGCUAAUCUCGACGAAUAUUGCGACGCCUGGAAGGGUGACCUGAGUCUUGCUCUCGGCCGUGAUCCCGCUGAGCAGGUCAAAUCCGCACUACUCAAUUAUCAUAAUCCGGUCGUCUUCCCGCAUAGGACGCCACUACAAGUUGCAGCGGUAACUGGAAAUGUCGAGAUGGUGAAGUUCUUGAUUCAGCAAGGCGCUGAUCUAAACGUGUUUGAUCAACAUCACGACACGCCUUUGAUUAUCGCGGCCAGCCACAGCCAUGUCCUUGUUGUGAAGGAACUUUUGCAACACAAUGCCAUUGUUGGAACGAGCAACAUGUUUGGUAACACUGCCAUGUCGUUGGCUGUUCUCAUGGGCCAUUUAGGUGUUGUGGAGCUUUUAGCAGAAGAGCGGCCGGCUUCGUUACAGUAUAGGAACAUAGAUGGGUCAAAUCUUCUUCUCUGGGCAUCGCAAGAAAGUUCAUCGCUGGCCACUUUUAAGUACCUCCUGUCAAAAAGGCUGGAUAUUCACCGAAGGAGCGAUGAUGGAAUACCUAUGUUUGCUUUCCCUUUGCUUCAAGGAAGGUAUGUGGACUAUUUGUCCCAACAUCGGCUGCUUGAUGAACCAUUACUUUCUCCUGCACCAAACCCAGACAGCAUUCUCAACAAUGCCAUCGUGUUUUGCACAACAAGCCAGGUCAAGCGGUUAUACAGAUCCCUAGCACCGCAUGACGCUGGUGUUCUCUUGAACAUGAGGAGUAAAUCUCAAGGGACCCCUCUGUGUCUAGCGGUAUUUCGAAACAAUGCGGCGACGACGGGUCUGUUGCUAGACCUUGGAGCGGACGUGAAUAAGGUAGGGUGUUGGUUUGGGACACCUCUCAUGUGCGCCAUUACCUUCGGGAAUUUAGGGCUGGUUAAGCUACUUGUCCGACGAGGCGCCAGUCUAGAAUACACUGAUAAGAACGAAGAGAUGGUUAGUGGACUUGAGAAGAGUCUACCGUAUCCUGACAUCACUCGUUGGUUACUGGUUGGGAGAUUUCAAGAUCAGAAGCUGCUGGGAGAUAAGGCAUUUAAUGGUGAAUGCGCCAUUAGGCCAUGGAGUGGCAAAACAGAGUACACGACUUUGUUGAAAGGCUCUCAUCGACGUCGUUGGGAAGAAUCGACUCUGGAUUACUGUAAAAGACUUGCUCAGUUGAAACGAAUAUUGAGAGGCGUAGCAGCUUUCGUGGAGUUUGUUUAGAAGCAGAACAGUAGAAUCAUCAGUACUUCCUUUUCAUGUUUCCCAUGAAAUUAUAUUCCGAUUUACUAGACCG